Phytomonas sp. EM1 is the source of this 545-nucleotide messenger RNA. The record is from the annotation of a GenBank genome assembly. Lineage: Eukaryota; Euglenozoa; Kinetoplastea; Trypanosomatida; Trypanosomatidae.
GACACUUUUGCACUAUAAGGUAGCUUGGUGUUGAGGUUCGUCAAUUGUUCUAACAGUCAAGUUCUUUCAGUAUUCCAUAGAACACCGUUCUAGUAUAUAUAUAUAUUAUAAAUAAAUAAAUAAAUAUAUAUAUAUAUAUACAUUUAACAACUGACCGAUAAACAAAGUAAUUUUUUUAGGGUUGAAGGGGAAAGAUGUUCGGACGACGGGUUGCAUCAGGUUACGGCAUCCCCAAGGUGAUGUACGCCCGUUUAGGGAUUCAUUCAUCGAAGCAAGCUAACCGGCGGGUCCCCGCGCUAGUGCCCGUGAGCGGGAUGAUCUCGCGCAGCGUAAGUGGAGGCCUUAAUGAGCUUCUUGCAGCAUCCUACGGUGAGAAAAUCGCAAUUGGGGGGGAUCUUGCGAAAACGAUAAAUCCGCUUGCCUGCCUUGGGCUGCUACCAAGCACCUUGGCGAACUCAGUCUACGCUAACCAAUUUUUGAUAAAAUUGCUAAUGGAUAUGACAUGCACUUAUAGAUUUAUGAUUUCGCAUUUAAUAGGUGGAUGA